UCCUCAACACCUGUAGCACAUCACUUAUGUCCUCGUCGGUCAAAUGCAAUGGCCAUGAUCGGCCCGUGCUCAUCUUUUGUACGGUGUGUGAUGUGGCCAUAUGUGACAAGUGCUUGACCAGCAAGGAACACAGGGGCCAUCCCCGCUCCUCUCUCAAAGAUGCAUGUGAGAAGCAAAUGGCCGAUCUAGCAAAGAGCACGAAGGAUUUAGAGGGAAAAAUGAGGAAGCUAGGCAGCGUCCCAGCACUAGAACCAAUAUUGACUGGUUUGGAGAAUAACUUUACUAAAUCUAAAGAUAAGAUAAACAAGCUGUAUAAGGACCUUGACGUCAUUGUGGAGGAAAAUAAGAAAAAGGCACUCCAACUGUUAGAUGCCAUGGAAAAACAGCUGAGCGACAAACUCCUUGAUGUUGAGGAGAAGGCGGAAGAAAUACAGCAGGGAAUGGCAGACAUCUCAAACGAUUUGCAAGAGCUUGAAAACGAAACUGACCAGAACACUGCUGACACUCUGAAACAAUACAAGGAACUGGAAGAAAGGUAG
Messenger RNA from Engraulis encrasicolus (European anchovy), 539 nucleotides. Its product is annotated as RING finger domain and kelch repeat-containing protein DDB_G0271372-like. The transcript is spliced from 4 exons. NCBI's taxonomy places the organism in Eukaryota, Metazoa, Chordata, Actinopteri, Clupeiformes, Engraulidae. Gene Ontology annotation, cellular component: cytoplasm. The record is from RefSeq and is a predicted model, not a curated record. Gene Ontology annotation, biological process: protein ubiquitination. Bases 27 to 539 code for a protein of 170 amino acids. Gene Ontology annotation, molecular function: zinc ion binding; ubiquitin protein ligase activity.